AAACGGUGUACACGUUUGACACAGAUAUGACUUAUGUGCCUGAAUCCAGAUUACAGUGUUUCAAUGUUAAAUACUUACAUCAAUAUUUAUGUGUAUUUGCAGCAUGCAUGUCCUACUUUUUAAAUGGAUAUCAGUGGGGGUAUCUCAGCCCCGCUUUGGUCAAACUAGGAGAAAAUGGAUAUCAUAAAAUCCCACCGCUAUCAUCAUAUGCUCAAUCUUGGAUGGUCCAGUGGCUUACAAUAGGAUUUACUCCCGGUGCGUUUUUUGCGUCAUAUUCAAAUCAAUGGAUUGGCAGAAAAAAUUCUUUACUGUGUGCGUUUAUACCAAAUUUAGUGGCACAUUUAUGUACAUAUUUUGCCAUGAAUGUCAACAUGCUUUACUUAUCACAAUUUUUACGAGGAUUUCAUACUGGUUGGGUAUUUGUAACUGUUCCAAAUUAUGUUAGUGAAAUAGCUUCACCAAAACUACGUGGUUCAUUUUCGGCCAUGGGGAUUGUAUUUAUGACUAUUGGAAGUCGUGUUGUUUCAAGUACAGUUCAAUCAGUUACAUCUAUUGAAACAACAGCUUUAAUUGGAAUUAUAAUUUCAUUAGUUGAUCUUCCAUUGGUCCUAUCCAUUAGUGAAUCUCCAUACUAUUGUUUAAUGAAAAAUAAUGAAAGAAAAAGUAUGGAUAUUUUAAAAAAACUUCGUAAUUCACAAAAUAUAGGAAAGGAAUUCGAAGAAAUGAAAUCCAUUUUUAACAAAAACCAACAAAUGAAAAAAUCAAGUUCAUGGAUUAAGCUAUUUUCAGAAUCUAUAAAUCUAAAGGUGACGCUUCUGACGGCUGGGGCUGUAACAAUAUUUCAACUAAGUGGUCAAUUGCCAUUGAGUCAUUAUGCUCAUAAAAUUAUAAAAGGUACAGGACUUAAUGUAUCAUUAUUAACUAUUUCGAUAUUUAUUAGCGCAACACGUUUAAUACCAAAUCUUAUCGGUGUUUUUGUUAUUGACUCCUGGGGUCGAAAACCAUUAUUCAUUUUACUAUGUGCUCUGUCAGCCACAGGUCAUUUUCUUAUUGCAUUUCCGAUGUUUUUAAUGGAUAAUACGGAUACGCAUAAUACUAAACUAUUAGGAAUAUUGGAAUUUAUUGGACUUGCAAUUUUUGAAAUAGCAGAAGGAUUUGGUUUCACACACAUGGCUUACACUUUGGCAGCCGAAUUGUAUCCUACAAACAUCAAACCGAAAGGUGCAUCGUUUUUAAAAAUCCUUCAAUCGGUUGAAGGUCUUAUAGUGAUGCAAAUGUUUGAAUUAUUGACAAAUAUUAACCAAUUCAUUCCAUUCUUAUGUAUGGCGGUUGCUAGUUCAUUUGGAGUAGCUUUUGGAAUUCUUUUUGUGCCUGAAACAAAAAGUAAAUCUUUAUCCAAAAUACAAGAAGAUUUAAAUUUACCAUAGUUUUUCUGCAACAAAUGACAAUCUCGAUACUAUCUUUUAAAAUUUAAAUGAAACAAUUUUUCCUUUAAAAUAGAAAAUUGUUUUUUUUAAUAAUGAUACCUCAUUAAAUGGGCAAAAGCCUCUUGAAGAAUUUGAUAAAUUUCUGUCUUAGGCUAGACGGGAUCAUCCUUUGUACAAACUUUGUAAGAUUAUCGUGCCAUUUACGAAUUAGUUACUUUUCUUUUUAC
This is a messenger RNA of Chrysoperla carnea, 1654 nucleotides long. Its product is annotated as facilitated trehalose transporter Tret1-2 homolog. Lineage: Eukaryota; Metazoa; Arthropoda; Insecta; Neuroptera; Chrysopidae. The record is from RefSeq and is a predicted model, not a curated record. Gene Ontology annotation, biological process: transmembrane transport. Bases 27 to 1427 code for a protein of 466 amino acids. The transcript has 2 exons. Gene Ontology annotation, molecular function: transmembrane transporter activity. Gene Ontology annotation, cellular component: membrane.